UUUUUUUUAAUUUCAAGACUAUUAAUGGUUCGGAGCUCUUAUCCCACCAAGUCCACAAGGUGUCUUUGGAGAAGGUGCGACUAACGGCCACAACCCCAAUAGAAACUCCCAUCAGUGAUGCCCAUAACCCGCAUCCAUAUCUGAUCAAUUUUUUGUAAUUCAGGACACUUUUCUUGCUAAGCCAUACAGUCUGUGCUAGAAUGAAGCAUCUUUUACAACGGUUGGCUGUCGCGCUCUGUUUGUGCGCGUCCAGCCUAGUGACAGCUAACGUGCAGGAUUAUUCCGAGGAAGAUGCGAUGAUACUGGAACUGAUUCGCCAGGACGGAACCGAAUCCGAGUCCGGUUCCCUGCCACCCGCUGAGUUCCUCAGAUGUAACAAGGCUGCGUGGCGAAUCCCUGGCCAGUACCUGGUGGUUCUCCAGGGUGGGACCCACCAGACCCAUGUCCAGAGGACCAUCCGGAGGCUGCAGGCCAAGGCAGUCAGGAGAGGGUAUCUUCUAGAGAUCCUCCACACCUUCUCUGGAGCCUUCCACGGCUUCCUGGUCAAGAUGAGCAGCGACGUCCUACACCUGGCGGUGAAGCUACCCCAUGUUGACUACGUAGAGGAGGACUCGUUCAUCUUCGCUCAGAGCAUCCCCUGGAACCUGCAGAGGUUAACACAGCCUUCCACUGAGGCUAAUGACUCUGGGAAAUACAACCCAGUCAAUGAUGGAGGCAUGGCAGAGGUGUACCUGUUGGACAGUAGCGUGCAGAGCUCUCACAGGGAGAUAGAAAACCGUAUCCUCAUCACAGACUUCUCCAACAUCCCCGAGGAGGACGGAGUCCGAGUCCACAGACAGGCUAGCCAGUGUGACAGUCACGGCACGCACACGGCCGGCGUGGUGAGUGGGCGGGACUCCGGCGUGGCGCGCGGCGCCGCCGUGAACCUGGUGAGAGUCCUCAACUGCCAGGGCAAAGGCACGGUGUCGGGCGCUCUGGCAGGGAUGGAGUACGUCCGUGCGGUCCUGUUGGCCCGUCCGGUGGGGUCCGUGGUGAUGUUACUGCCUUUCGUUGGCGGGCUCAGCCGCUCGUUGAACACGGCGUGCAGGCGGGCAGGGGCCGACGGGGCCGUGCUCGUCGCCGCCGCCGGAAACUUCCGAGACGACGCCUGCCUUUACUCACCAGCCUCGGAGCCAGACGUGAUCACCGUCGGCGCUGUGAACUCUGAGGACCAGCCCAUGGCCCUGGGCGCCGGGGGCACCAACGCGGGCCGCUGCGUCGACCUCUUUGCUCCUGGCGAUGACGUCGUCAGCGCCAGCAGUGACUGCGCCACCUGCUUCACCUCUCGCUCCGGAACCUCCGCAGCCGCAGCUCACGUCGCUGGCGUAGCAGCAGUGAUGCUGUCCUCCCAUCCCAACGCCUCGUCUGUGGAGAUCCUCCAGAGGAUGCUGGCUCAUGCCGUCCCCAGCGCCAUCAACCCUUUCUCCCUGCCAGAGCCCCUCCGCCUCACCACCCCCAACCUGGUGGCGGCGCUCUCUACCUCUGAGACAGACAAAAACGCAGAGGAGGUGCUGCUGUGUCGGUCGGUGUGGUCGGAGAGGUCAGGGGUCAGUACCGGCGACAGGGCGGCGGCUCGCUGUCGUCACGGCGAGGAGAUGAUGGGCUGCACCAGCUAUGCUCCGGAAGGGGGUCGCAUGGGAGAGACCAUCUCAGAGCAGGGAGGGUACAGGGAGUGCGUGGCCCAUAACGGGGGCAAAGGGGCGCACGCCAUCGCUCGCUGCUGUGUGCUGGACGGCCUGAAGUGCCAGGUCCACGCCAGCCCCCAUCCCGGGCAGGACGCAGAGUGUGUCAGCUCCCAUCACCACCUGACUGGCUGCAGCUCUCUCUCCGCUGCAGAGGUCACGUCCGACUCUCGCCCUCGCCAUGGUGACCGGAAACGUUGCGUGACAACGGAGCGGGUGACAUCAGACGCUGUCUGCUGCCACGCCCCCUUCCUGGAAUGCCGCGUGCUGGAGCAUGAAGCCGUCAGAGAUAACGAGGAGGUGGCGCUGUCCUGUCCCCCUGGCUGGACUCUGACCGACUGCAGUGCCUCCUCUCUCGGCUCUGCGGCCCGGGGUCCCGUCGCCAGGGGCAACACCUGUCUGGUCCACCGUGCCACGGGGGUUGAGGAGGCGGUAGUCAUGGCAACCUGCUGCCGCGUCAGCCGGUCACAGCCGCCCACCGGCCCCAAACACUGACAGGCUCCUCCCACCCGCCUCGUCGUCAUCACCAUGGAAACAGCAAAUGAACACAAGCAGGUGGUCUUUUCGGUUU
This is a messenger RNA of Osmerus eperlanus (European smelt), 2292 nucleotides long. RefSeq names its product proprotein convertase subtilisin/kexin type 9 (gene pcsk9). The transcript has 12 exons. Gene Ontology annotation, biological process: proteolysis. The record is from RefSeq and is a predicted model, not a curated record. Lineage: Eukaryota; Metazoa; Chordata; Actinopteri; Osmeriformes; Osmeridae. Gene Ontology annotation, molecular function: serine-type endopeptidase activity. The coding region runs from base 201 to 2216 and encodes 671 amino acids.